This is a messenger RNA of Papaver somniferum (opium poppy), 1425 nucleotides long. RefSeq lists its product as uncharacterized. The record is from RefSeq and is a predicted model, not a curated record. The transcript has 4 exons. Lineage: Eukaryota; Viridiplantae; Streptophyta; Magnoliopsida; Ranunculales; Papaveraceae. The coding region runs from base 382 to 1110 and encodes 242 amino acids.
CAUUUCUCUCUAUAUCUCCCAAAAAUCAGACAUCUAAUCUACAUCAAAAAAUACUCUUUUGUUUGAUCAUGAUGGUUGGGUGGUUAAUUGUUUCUAUUUCUUAUUAUUUUGGGUCAGUAGCGGCAAACGUGAUGAGAAACAAGGAAAGGAGGAGGAUGAGGAUUAUAUUAAAUCAUCCCCGGCUCUCUGAGUCGCUGCUAAAUCCUCUCCGGCUCUCUGAUUUGUACUUGUUUAUAUACAAGUGAUCCCCCUCAUUAUUGCAAAACAAAAGAAAACAAACCUGAUUUAUGAAUCAGCGUUUGUGAGAGCGAAAUCACGACUGCUUCUGUCUCUCUCACCUCUCCUUAAGUUUUUGCGACCAACUCUCAACUUUUCUUCACAAUGCAGCCGAAUGCCAUAAAAUCCUCCUCCUUUUAUGUUCCAUCACCAUUACCCAAUACUUCACACUUGAGAAAGAGUCCGAUCCCCAGCAAUAAGAUAACAUGUGUUAGUCUUUCAACUUUUACUGCUGAAGUCUUCAAUACUAUGAAGAGCAAGGAGUUCCACAUUGAGUUAUUCAAGUCAGCUGCCUCUGUUAUUGGCCAGGUUUUCAACUCUAUGUCAACCUUGAGUUCUGUGCAUGAUCAGUACAAAGAAGGCGAUUUGGUGGAGCUACUAAGAAAUGGUGUUAGUACUCUAGCUUAUGUUGAGAAGGUUACCUUUUUUGAAACAACUUUUCGAACUCAUGUAACUGAGUUUAAGGUCCAGAAUACCAAGAUCGACACUACUACUAUAUCAAAUCUUACUCCUCGAUGUGGCUCGUCCAAGUAUUAUGCAAUUCAGGCGGAGUUUGAUACUGGUUCUCACAAUCCAAGGGAGCUUUUUGAUGACAUCGAGACUGCAAUCCAUAAAAAUGAUUACGUGAAAGAGCAUACGCACGAUAAUACGAUAGUGUUGCUGCCAAAGAAGAAGAUAUCUGUCUGCUGCUAUGUUCCAUUAACAAAGCUUGGAGUUUCACCAUUUAAAGCCUACCUCAAAGCUCGCCUUGAAGUAAUUUCAGAAAUUGAAGAUGUUAUAGACAGCGGCAGUCCCUUGUUUGGGUUUCUUCGAUUUUUUGCUCGUUCUAAGUGAAAGUCAAUCUGAAUAAUUGCACAUACUUUUGGUGAAUCACAUUGAACUGAUCUGACUAGGAUGUAGACUUGCCAGAAUCUAUAAGAGAUUCUGUUUUGUUGUUAGUUUUAAUGCAACGUUUUGUAUAUGUAAUGACAGUAAUGUUGCUAAACUUUUGUCAUGUCGUGUCUACUAUUGCUCAUUGUUAUGAGCUGCCUUUUAGUGUCGUCUAGCUAUAUAUAGCUAAUUGUCUAGUCCUGUAUGUUCUAUUUUUUCAAUUAAUGUAGUUUCUCGAGUUGGUUUGAAUAAUAAUACUCUAGACACUUGUACAAGUUC